AUGGGAUGCAGACAGGUAAUUCUUUUCUGCAGUUGCUGCUAUCUGAUGAUGCUUAGACAGGAAGCAUCCGGACCAGGAAAUCUCCCGCAGUCACAGCAGAUAACGGCAUAUGGGUAUCAACAAGGAAUGCAGAGCUCAAACUCUCCGACGUACUUGUCUCCUCAACAACAACAACAACAACAACAACAACAACAAGGAAGAGGAGGCCUUGUGUCGUCACCAGUUUACAACCCAAAUACUGUGCAAGGCCAAGGUGUUGGUGCUCAAAGCGCCCCUGGAGGAAUUCAAUAUCAACCAGUGAAUCAGGCAAAUGGAGCUUAUAACGGUGCGAACACGGGAUACCAGACAGUAGCUAUGACUGGCUAUUCCCAAACAGGAGGUGGCUCCAACACGAAGCUCCUACGAUUUUCCAAUCUCAGGCUUGCGAAUCCUUCAUCCUGUUCGCAGUGUCACAAAGGCGCUCAAGAAGGGAUCAGCAAACUGGGAACUCCGAGGCCAUACAAUGUGCAUCCGGUGGAGAACUAUGACGGAGCACAAAUGGUGACAGGGUCGUCGCCAGGUAGUCGAACGCCAACGACAGCUCCUCCACCUUUUACACAGGCACCGUAUUCGCAAUCCAAUGUGCCCAACCAGGGAGUUUUCCCCACGGCACUUAUCAAUGUCUAUCCGCAGAAAAUGUCCACCACUAACGGAGGAGCUCAAGGGUACCAGUCCAGCGCUUCUGCGACGCCCUAUACGACAACACCUUUUCCGUAUGGAUCCACUCAGCAUCCAAAUCAGGGACUCUAUUCAGAAAAUGUCAUAAGUCCCAGUCAAGGCAUAUAUGGCACUUCUACGAACUACGGCCCAAGCACGCAGUCAGGCAGCAGUAUGAGUACUGGACAGUACACUCCAUCUCCGUAUCAGACAACUGGACCACAACCGUCGUCCAGUGGAUUCACGCCUUCUGGCCAAACUGCGCAAUACACUAAUCAGUAUGAUCAGGGUCGAAUGCAGACUACUCAGUACGGCGCCACAUCACCUCAACCACCUUCAUCCGAUUAUCGAACGAACAACCCUCAAAAUCAAGCUGUUGCGGUGACUCCCCCAAGUCAACAACCUUUCUAUGAUGGAUCGCAGGGUCAAACUCAAACCUCUCCGGCUGGCUUUGCCACAUCAUCUGCACCCUCCACGUAUAACUACCAGACAGUUGGCCCUCAAAGCCAACCUCUGGACUCUUCAGUGGGCUUCAGCCCAUCAACUCAACAACCUCCCUACGGUUAUCAAACAAAUAGCCCUUAUAGCGAAACACAGCCAUAUACCCAAUCAACACCCCCGCCAUACCUAAGCGGUGGAACUCAGGGUCAAACACAAGUUUCUUCUACCGGGUUCGUAUCUUCUACACAACCAACCUACGCAACGACGGAACGAGUCGCAAACGGGCUCUACGGGCAGAACGCAUAUGGAGACUUCGUUCAGCCGACAGUACAACCACAACAACAGCCGUACUCCGCUGGACAAUCGAGUCCUUUGGUGAGUGGUUUGUAG
Cooperia oncophora is the source of this 1527-nucleotide messenger RNA. Lineage: Eukaryota; Metazoa; Nematoda; Chromadorea; Rhabditida; Trichostrongylidae. The record is from the annotation of a GenBank genome assembly.